UUAUGUUCUCUGCUGGGAGGGUGAGGGAAGAGACUGAAUCACUGAUUCAAGAGAGGGAGAGGGAGCGAAAGAGAGAGAGAGUGAGUGAGAGAGUAACGUGGAUCGGACUGACGAGCACCGGCCCGCACGCGCGUGUCUAUUUCCUCUCUCAGUGGUGUGGUGCACACGCGUUUCACUAGUUUUGACAAGGGAUUGCUUUCUUUUGGAGGCGACAUCUCUUGUUUUCCAUCAGCGCGCGCUUGAUGCGGAUUAAAUCACUCUCGAAACAUCAAUCUCGUUUCAGAGCGGAUCAGCACCUUGGACAGCGGAUGCCAGAGAUGCUCCAAGCCGGCAGAGCAGAAAGAGAGCUGUGACCUCCCCUUCCGUCUUCACGACUGACGAUACUCCUGUGCACGCUUGGCUCCGAUGCAGGAGUAAGAGACGACAAGAGACCGGCUCAGCCAUGCUGUUUAUAUGGGUCAGCUGACAGAGACAAGCAGGCCCAUGUCGGUAGGAAAUCGACACAGUCUGCCUCAGCAGUGGAUACACGUACAGAUAUAUCACGGUCACGUUGAAUCACUGAAGAGACAUUGACAUACUAAACUACUGUGGAGGCCAUGUGAAGCUCGAAAUGCGGUAAAGAGCGGUCAUUGGACUGUGUGGAGCUUUGCUAAACGGGCUCCUCAGUCACCAGCAUCAAUGGACAACGGUUUGCACACCAUGAAUUAACCUUGCUACUCUUUCUGAAGGAUACGAUUUGUUCGUUUUUUUACUUCGAUAAACAGACAGCACCAUGGUUCUGCCGCCACCCGACAAGCGGCAUGUGUGUUUAACCACCAUUGUGAUCAUGACCAGCAUGGCCUUCAUGGAUGCCUACCUUGUGGAGCAGAACCAGGGCCCACGCAAAAUCGGCGUCUGCAUCAUCGUCCUGGUUGGAGAUAUUUGCUUUCUCAUAGUGCUGCGUUAUGUGGCGGUGUGGGUGGGUGCUGAGGUAAGGACUGCGAAGCGUGGCUACGCUAUGAUCCUCUGGUUCCUCUACAUCUUCGUUCUGGAGAUCAAGCUCUACUUCGUCUUCCAGAACUACAAGGCUGACCGUAAAAGUCUGGAGACGGUAGCUCGGAAAGCAUUGACUUUGUUGCUCUCGGUUUGCGUACCCGGACUCUACCUCGUCCUGGUCGCACUCGACAGCAUGGAGUACGUAAGAACCUUCCGGAAGAAGGAGGACAUGCGAGGUCGACUAUUCUGGGUGGCUCUUGACCUUCUGGAUGUCCUGGACAUCCAGGCUAACCUUUGGGAGCCACAGCGGACAGGUCUGCCCAUCUGGGCCGAGGGUCUGAUGUUCUUCUACUGCUACAUCCUGUUGCUCAUCCUGCCUUGCGUUUCUCUGAGCGAGAUCAGCGUGCAGGGCGAGCACGUGUCGCCUCAGAAGAUGAUGCUCUACCCGGUCCUCAGCUUGGUGACCAUCAACAUUGUCACCAUCCUCAUCCGAGGUGUCAACAUGGUGUUGUUCCAAGACAGCCGAGUCUCGACCAUCUUCAUCGGGAAGAAUGUCGUUGCCAUCGCCACUAAGGCCUGCACCUUCCUGGAGUACCGGCGACAAGUUAAGGAGUUUCCCCCGCAAGAUCCUGCUGGGAUUGCAAUGGAGAUACAGCAGAACUCUGUGCCGCACAAUCAAACUUUACCGAACGCCACGACCACCCUUCCCGAAGAGCACUCACCGGCCCGUGAGGUCAUUGACACGUGACCAGAGCUGACAAAAAUGUCAAAGACUUAAGCGUUAAGGGGGAAUGAAGAAAAACUUAGUUAGUUCAGACCAGGAAAUUAUGAAGUAUCCUUCUUCUGGUCCCUUUACUACUGAGCAAAGAGAUUUUGAAGAAUAUUUUUAAAGUGCAACUCAUCUAGGCUGAGUGUUCAAAGGCCAUUGAUGCUCGGAUGCACAAAUGGCAGCUCACAAGAUCUUGAUUUUAACCAGAUUUUGUAAUUUCAAGCAGCUGUUUUGUGACGUUAGAUAUGGGGUGUUUUUAAAGAGAUUUGUGUGAUGGUGGAUCACCUUGGAAUCUGCACAGAUUCCUGUAGAAUCUGAAUGCUUGUCGUUUUCAAAGUUCCUCAAAGUUGCCCUGCCCCUUGUGUGUUCAUUUAUAAAAUAUUUUGGCUAGUUUGAAUAUGCUUUCUGCUAUCAAUACUCUCAGCUCAUCAUGUUUAAAUCAAUUUCACACAAUUCUGCUGAUUUUCCCUCCGAAAAUCUGUGGAUAAAAUGUGAGGAAAUUUCCGUCUGGGUGAAAAAUGGGAAACAAAGCAUACCAAGUAAGGUAAACAAGAAAAAACAUCUGUAAACAGAUCUGAGGCAAGAAGUGAACUUCAAAUUAUGUUUUAAAGAUUUGUGUGAUUUGAAGAUGAAAAUCAUUUUUUGUGUGUUGAGAUGUGAGCAUGUUUUAAAGCAAAACAACUCUCACAGGAUUCUUUUCCUGGGGAUUCAAAUGGAAACUAGAAACCUUUAAUUAGCCAAAAACAAUUUUCAGUCUUUAUAAGUUUUGUAUGCCUGUAUGUGUGGGUGGAUAGAAUGGAAGAGAGUACGGAAGAGAGUUCAUUAGAAAAAAAAGAAAAAAAAAAGAUAAUAUUGGAUGAUAAUAUAAGUUAAUAUACAGUCCAGUCAUGUUUUUAAAGAGGAUCAUUGUAUUAUUAUUAUUAUUAUUAUUAUCUUGUUUCUCUUUUCUUUUAGCUGUGACAUUUUAAAUGUUGCAAAGUGUAAUAAAACCUCCAUAAUCUUGAAACUGUGGCACGUUUGCUAAAUUAGGCCUAUUAAACCGCAAAUGCAGAUCCAGCUAACAAUGAACUUCAGCACAAACAUAAAACACAUAGUAUUUACUCCCACACCCAGCCAACACUUGUGCCAGAACCGCUGAGAAACGGCAGGACUCUGUGAUUCUACAUGAGCUUUGAGACGCAGUUCCACUUGGUGAGAAUGGGGUGCAAAAGCAAUUUGGCUACUGCUGAUUGGCUCUGGCUGCCAUGUAGGGCAGCUGUAGGGAGUGAUAAAUUACAGUUCCUGUGAUCCUCAGCCCUCUCAUCCAUCUCACCGUUAUAGAGGUUCUAUAGGCUUCCUUCCUCACCAUGAGGCCUGAGCAGCAGGAAGAUGUCCUAUACCACAAUUCUCAGUCCUAACAGAGAUGCCAUUUCUAGGUGCGUUCCGUAAGAGCUAUAAAUUGUUCUGAACUGACACCUAGAUAUUUUUGACAACUGGAAAUAAAUGAUGAACUGUGUGAGUCAAUCACUUUCUGCUGAAAUGUAGUAAACAGCCUAAAAAUUACUUUUUGGACACUGAAUACAUAACCAUCCAUUCUGGAUUCAUGAGAAGAUUUUUUUAACAACCCCUCCUGGCGCUACAUGCGAGACUUGACCUUUGCAAAGCCAUUUUGAAAGGUAAAGGAAACAAACAUUAUAAAAUUCGAACAAAUAACCUGAAGCAAGAGUUUCAGUUGUCGCAGUCUCUGCCGUCAGAGAUUUCCUCAUACUUAAAGCCUCUCCAAUCAGUUGAUUAAUCGCCUGCUAGCUCGAGGCUAAUGAGGUCAUGAGGGUGUAUUUAACCAUGGCCCUAUUUAAUUUUCUGCUGUCAGAACAUUAAAAAUUCCAUUUUAAGCACAUCAUAAUUCGGCUUGGCGAUAAAUUACUAAUAUCAUCAUGGGAGGUCCUAUCUCCUCUUGACACACAGCUCAAUUUACCAGCUUAGUUCACUUCAUGGUACCUUUACAGUGCCUCAAAAAUCUAUUUAUCUAGAUAAUGUAAUCUACUGUCAAACAUGUAGGCAACCUGUUACCAGAGUGUUUUUUAAAUAGCCCUAACAAUUUGGUUGAAAAUGAUGUGCAACAAUAAUUUAAAAUCUAGUCACAAUUGGAAAGAUUUACUUUUAAAGGGUUAGUUAACCCAAAAAUGAAAAGUCAUUAAUU
Megalobrama amblycephala (Wuchang bream) is the source of this 3923-nucleotide messenger RNA. It is a transcript of the gene tmem121aa, whose product is annotated as transmembrane protein 121Aa. The record is from RefSeq and is a predicted model, not a curated record. Lineage: Eukaryota; Metazoa; Chordata; Actinopteri; Cypriniformes; Xenocyprididae. Bases 773 to 1723 code for a protein of 316 amino acids. The transcript is spliced from 2 exons.